CAUCAAGUGACAUUUUCGGUAGUCGUUUCUUCCAACCAACCAAAUAAAAGUAAAGUAACCAAGACUAAGUAAUUAAUUUCGUGUGUUUUGAAAGUCUAGCCGAUUCAAUAAAUGGCGAAAAACACGUCGAGUUCUGCAUUUCGUAAGAUCGAUAUCGAUCAAUAUAAUGAAGAUAACUUUAAAGAAGAUGAAGCAGAACAAUCGAUUCCUACUGGACCGGAUGAAGGCGAAGUUUGCGCUUUAUUGAAUCAAGGUCGGUAUAUUGAUGCCCUGAAGGUUGUUCUGAACAAUGCACCUGUAGGAUCAGCCAACCAACAAAUCAAAGACAAUGCCUUGGCACUGACUUUGAAAGUGCUACUCGCUAUCAAGUCUACUCAAAUUGAAGAGGCUGUGGGUAAUCUAUGCCUGGAUGACAUAGAUAUACUGAUGAAAUAUAUUUACAGAGGAUUUGAAUGUCCCACAGAGGGAUCUAGUGGGCAUCUACUGCUGUGGCAUGAAAAAGCAUUUAACAUUGGAGGCUCUGGAUCCAUAGUCAGAGUGCUGUCUGACCGAAUGAAAGUGUAAUAAUAUUGUAGCAGUAUUUAAUAUUUUAAUCGUCUAUAUUUUAAGCUUAAUAAAUCUUUAUAAACAAUGUUUCUUAUUCGAAAAGACACAAUAAUUUAACACAUCAUAUUUAAUAACGAGAGUCAUUAUACAUAGAGGGAUGUAAGUCAAUAAACUGUAAAUUCUUUAGUAACAUGAUGUUUCCAACGCAAAGGUCAAUAAAUUAAAAAACAGUCA
Molecule: messenger RNA, 780 nt
Organism: Spodoptera frugiperda (fall armyworm)
Lineage: Eukaryota; Metazoa; Arthropoda; Insecta; Lepidoptera; Noctuidae
Gene: Arpc5
Product: actin-related protein 2/3 complex subunit 5-B
Exons: 3
Coding region: 112-564 (150 amino acids)
Biological process (GO): cell migration; regulation of actin filament polymerization; Arp2/3 complex-mediated actin nucleation
Cellular component (GO): cytoplasm; Arp2/3 protein complex; actin cytoskeleton
Molecular function (GO): actin filament binding
Source: RefSeq, a predicted model, not a curated record